AACUUUUCAUGCUUCAGUUGCCUUGACAAUGUCAGUCCUAGCUGGUAGGAGAGACUAAAACUCCUCUGAGCAACUGAAGUUUCCUUAUUCAGUUGAAGAUUGCUAUGGUGUAACUGAAGUUGUAUUUUCCUUCUCCCCCUAAUCCACUUUCCACCUCCCACCCUUGUUCUCUGAAGAACAUAGUGUAGAUUUGUUAGAAAUAGUAGUACCUUCUUUCACCCACCCCAAACUGCUACCUGUUUCUUCCUUGCUUUGGACUGUCUGAACCUCUAGAAGAUUUCACAGCAAUGCUGGACUGCAGUGACUAUGUUCUAGACUCAAGAAUGAAUAAUCCGCCAGAAACCAGUAAACCGUCUAUGGAGAGUGGAGAUGGCAACACAGGCACACAAACCAAUGGUCUGGACUUUCAGAAGCAGCCCGUGCCUGUUGGGGGAGCAAUCUCAACGGCCCAGGCCCAGGCUUUUCUGGGACAUCUCCAUCAGGUCCAGCUCGCUGGAACAAGUUUACAGGCUGCUGCUCAGUCUUUAAAUGUACAGUCUAAAUCUAAUGAAGAAUCGGGGGAUUCACAGCAGCCAAGCCAGCCUUCCCAGCAGCCUUCAGUGCAGGCAGCCAUCCCCCAGACCCAGCUGAUGCUGGCUGGAGGACAGAUAACUGGGCUUACCUUGACGCCGGCCCAGCAACAGUUACUGCUACAGCAGGCGCAGGCGCAGGCACAGCUGCUGGCCGCCGCGGUCCAACAGCACUCCGCCAGCCAACAGCACAGCGCCGCCGGGGCCACCAUCUCAGCCUCCGCCGCCACGCCCAUGACGCAGAUCCCCCUGUCGCAGCCCAUCCAGAUCUCCCAGGAUCUGCAGCAACUGCAGCAGCUUCAGCAGCAGAAUCUCAACCUGCAGCAGUUUGUGUUGGUCCAUCCAACCACCAACUUGCAGCCAGCGCAGUUUAUCAUCUCACAGACGCCCCAGGGCCAGCAGGGUCUCCUGCAAGCGCAAAAUCUUUUAACGCAACUACCUCAGCAAAGCCAAGCCAACCUCCUACAGUCGCAGCCAAGCAUCACCCUCACCUCCCAGCCAGCAACCCCGACGCGCACAAUAGCGGCAACCCCGAUUCAGACACUUCCACAGAGCCAGUCCACACCAAAGCGAAUUGAUACCCCCAGCUUGGAGGAGCCCAGUGACCUUGAGGAGCUUGAGCAGUUUGCCAAGACCUUCAAACAAAGACGAAUCAAACUCGGAUUCACUCAGGGCGAUGUUGGGCUCGCUAUGGGUAAGCUGUAUGGAAAUGACUUCAGCCAAACCACCAUCUCUCGCUUUGAAGCCUUGAACCUCAGCUUUAAGAACAUGUGCAAGCUAAAGCCACUUUUGGAGAAGUGGCUCAAUGAUGCAGAGAACCUCUCAUCUGAUUCGGGUCUCUCCAGCCCAAGUGCCCUGAAUUCUCCAGGGCUGGGAAUGGAGGGCUUGAACCGUAGGAGGAAGAAACGCACCAGCAUAGAGACCAACAUCCGUGUGGCCUUAGAGAAGAGUUUCUUGGAAAAUCAAAAGCCUACCUCGGAAGAGAUCACCAUGAUUGCUGAUCAGCUCAGUAUGGAAAAAGAGGUGAUUCGUGUUUGGUUUUGUAACCGCCGCCAGAAAGAAAAAAGGAUCAACCCACCGAGCAGUGGUGGGACCAGCAGCUCACCUAUCAAAGCAAUUUUCCCCAGUCCAACCUCACUGGUGGCAACCACGCCAAGCCUUGUGACUAGCAGUGCGGCCACGACCCUCACUGUCAACCCGGUCCUCCCACUAAGCAGCGCUGCGGUCACGAGCCUGUCUGUCACAGGCACCACAGACAGCACCUCCAACAACACUGCCACCGUGAUCUCCACCGCGCCGCCAGCUUCCUCCGCAGUCACGUCCCCCUCGCUGAGCCCCUCCCCGUCCGCCUCGGCCUCCGCCUCCGAGGCAUCCGGCGCCAGCGAGACCAGCACAACGCAGACCACCUCCACUCUGUCCUCUCCUCUCGGCACCAGCCAGGUGAUGGUGACGGCGUCAGGGUUGCAAACGGCGGCGGCCGCUGCCCUCCAAGGGGCCGCGCAGCUGCCGGCCAACGCCAGUCUCGCCGCCAUGGCCGCCGCCGCGGGACUGAGCCCAGGCCUGAUGGCGCCCUCGCAGUUCGCAGCUGGAGGUGCCUUACUCAGUCUCAAUCCAGGGACCCUGGGCGGUGCUCUCAGCCCGGCUCUCAUGAGCAACAGUACACUGGCAACUAUUCAAGCUCUCGCUUCUGGUGGCUCUCUUCCAAUAACGUCACUGGAUGCGACUGGGAACCUGGUAUUUGCCAAUGCGGGAGGAGCCCCCAACAUCGUGACUGCCCCCCUGUUCCUGAACCCUCAGAACCUCUCUCUGCUCACCAGCAACCCAGUGAGCUUGGUCUCCGCCGCCGCAGCCUCCGCAGGGAACUCUGGGCCUGUAGCCAGCCUCCACGCCACCUCCGCGUCCGCCGAGUCCAUCCAGAACUCUCUCUUCACGGUGGCCUCUGCCAGCGGGGCCGCCUCCACCACCACCACCGCCUCCAAGGCACAGUGAGCGGGGCCGCGCGGGGCCUGCCACCAGCCUUUGCCACCUGCCGCGCGAGUGGCCUGCCAGCCAGGCUGAGACUGAACAAUGUGAUUGGCUUCCUCUUGCCAUGUUUCAACAGCAAGCAAGGGAGAGAAGGGAGAAAAGGAGAAAAACGCCUACCAGAGGAAAAAAAAAAAAAAAGGAUGGAGACAGGACAACAUUUGCCUAAUUUUGUAAUAAAACACUGUCUUUUCAGGAUUGCUUCAUGGAUUGGAGAACUUUCUAACCAAAAAUUAAAAAAAAAAAAAAAACCAAAAAAAAAAAAAAAAAAAAAAAAACAUAAGUGAAAGGACUACUUAUCAUUUCCAGCAGUAAUGAUGACAAGUUAAGGUGGGUUACCAAUUCCGUUUAUGAAAGGGUUUUUUUUUUUUUCUAAAUUUCUUUUUUUUUUUAAAAAAAAAAAAAAAAUCAUUUUUAUGGGUCUGUUGUACAGGCCAGUAAGUCAUAACAAGGUGUUUAUAAUCGUAUCCAUUGUGUUGGGGGUUCCUUUCUUAACUGGUACAAUUUAGGCAGGCCUGUAUUACUGUAUCUCUAUUAUUAUUGUUGUUGUUGUUAUUGUUUUUUAUAUAUAUAUAUAGUUUGGACAUGUUUAUCUCUUGCUCCUGGAUCCUACUUCAGUGAGCUCCCACACUGUGGGGAGGGAGGGUUUGGGGGUAAGGGGAGACUUACGUUCUUAACUGCGGGGAAUGUUCUUGCUGGUUUCCUUAUCCUUGAUGACUCUUACAGAGGUGCUAGAAAAUUAUUUUCUUUUGCCACUUAUGCAAGAGGCUUGGUGCAGAAGCUGAUGGCAGUGUGUGCAAACACUCCCGCUCCACACACGCCCCCUCCCCCAUCAGGUGGUGCCUUCGGAGCACUUUUGUGUAGGAAGCAAUUCCUGCUGAACUGUAGCUCUCACUCACCCCGGAUCAUUGAAUGACCCUGAGGCCCAGAUCCUGCGGUGCACCGGGGCGGCGUCUGCCGUCCGUGGAGACGGCCGCGUGUGUCGCAGGGCAGGAUCUGGUUCCGAAGAGCAAAGACUACUGCAGACACCUGACUUGGUGGUUCUCCUGAUUCCCUGUCUCCUGAGAAAUGCUCCUACUGUUGGUGUGUUUGUUUGUUUGUUUCCAUUUUGUGAACGUUUUUCAUUCAAACUUCCUUUCAUUUACUUGGCAAAGAGCGAAUUGACUUCUUGAAAUCGGGAAGCUCCUCCCUUCUGUUGUGUUCUGAAGGAACUCCCCUAGACUGUUGCCAUCGGGUCUGUAUCCCCCAAAGAGGUGUGAUGGGAAGGGUCUGAGGCUCCCACCUUUUCCGGUGGCCGCAGACUUCCUUUUCACUGGACGACGUGUAAAUUCCUCUAACCUUAAGACUCUCCUUGCUUCCCUGACUGGAGAAUGCACUUCCUAGCUGGGCACGGGGUCUUAGAACCUUUGAAGGACUUUGAGCAGGAACUUUGCACACACCUCAAGUGUCUCCUUGGUUUAUGAGUGACGCUCCAGCUCGGUAGGUCAGAACGGCGAUACACGUCUCGCUAUACGCUGUAGAAAGUGAUUAGCUUCCGGAAUUGUUUCUAGACGAUGUAAAUGAGCCCGUCGAAAGGAAGAGUUUAUGGAAGUAGAUGAAGAGGAAUGAGGGUAACUUGGAAAUUCCAUUCCCCUUUGUGUCAGCGUACUAUUAUGAUGUUUUGUCUGUACCAAAACAUUUCCCGGACGACUGGAUCACUGCGAUGCGGCUCGUCUGAGCCCCCCCGCCCCUUAUUGGAGAUCAGGUUCCCGUUUGGUAUCUGUGGCUGCCUGCUUUUAUCUCCAGUGGCCCAAGACUGCACUUUCCCCCCUUUCGAGCUAGGGUCUGAGAGAGAGUGGACAGGUCGUUUUCGUUCUGAUUGCUCUGCUUAUAUCCCCAAGAGAGCUUGGAGUCUGUGUGUGUGUCUCUUCACGGUGUUGGGAAAGGCAGUGAUACAGAUACAGCGUGUAUUUUUGUGUGUGAUCGUCCAAGUGGGAGACAGGCACCUUAAUAUUAAAUGGCCAGAAACGGAUUUAGUCCCUUUGUUAAUUUUUCUUUUGUUGCUUCUGUCUUCCCGUUUUAUUUCACGGAGUAUUUAAUUAUCAACCUAAAUUUCCUCUUCUCACCGUUCACCUUCCCUAAAAUCCCUCCAAAAUCAGUGAACUGCAAGCAGGGAAACUAACAAAUAAUGUCCAUCCACCUUUUUUUUAAUGUGUGGUGUGUUUUUUUUUAUGUUGUCGUUUUUUUGUUUGUUUGUUUUCUUUUUUUAACUAAGCUUGAACCAAAGUCAAUUUUUAGCAAGCUGCUGUACUAAUGGACUAGUUUAUAACGUGCAUUUCAGACACAUUGAGGAGAUAGAUGCUACUGACAAUUUCUUUUUUCAUUUGUCUUUAUUUUAUAUAAAAGUUGCUGCUUGUUUUAAUCUUUUAUGUUGGUUAAUUGUAAUAUCCUCUGGGCAGACAUUAACUUGAUUUUAACUAGUGUAUUUAGUUCGGUGUGUAAAUAGAAUGGCAGUGUCGGUUACUAAUUUUUCUCCUCUCCAUCUUCUCUGAUGUUGUUCAGUUUCAUCUUGUAUCCCAACUUGACAUCUCUAACUUUAGUCUGUGCAAAUGGUUUUAGGGCUGUCACUAAUGGUAGCUGCCCAUUAUAAUGAGUCCCUCCCCUGGGAGUGGUAAGUUAGGAGGAAGGAUUCAGGGAGGGAAAUGCUGAUACCCACCGUCCCAGAUUAGAGGUUAUAGCAUUAAUUUCCCAAAACUGCUGCCAAAGGAAGUGUGGAGUCCUAAGAGACUCAAACCCAGUGGAUUAAAAGGAAGGGCAAAGAAAGGCUGUGCUUGUGUGUGUGUUUUCCUGUGUGGUUCAAAAGAUGCUCCCGCUCCUAAACAAGGUUCACCAACGGACUUUAAUGUUUUAAAGAUACUAAGCUUUAAAUGUCAGGACGAUGGGCUUCUAUUCUCUGCCCUGUGUUCUCUAGUCAGCCUGGGAUAAGGGGAUUCUGCCUUUUCGCGUGUGUGUGGAUCACUUCAUGAGGAUAAACCUUAAACCAGCAUAAAAAUCCGUGCUUAAAAGAAAGAAAUCCUUAGACAGAGGUAACAUUUAAAAAUUUUCUCGUUCUUUUCUUAUUUAAAGACAAGUUGUAAAACGAAAGGUACAUUUGUACAUGUACACAGGAAACACUAAAACAGUUUGUUGAUAGGUAUUUAGCUUAAAAUCACUCCCCACCACCAUCCCUAGACAUUUUGCUGAUCAUACGGCUUCAUGACUCAACCUUGAGUCCUUUUUGACUUUAUAUUAUAGUUAUCAUCUCAAGAAAUGCUUUUUGAAUUGAGUGAAUCUCCUAAGCUAAGGUACUCAGACUUGACUUUGAACCACCUUAUAUGGGAAAGUCUGGAAAUUAAGGGGGCCAUUGGACCAAAAAGAGGUGUUUGGUAGUUUCUGCAUUUCUAAGCGGUUGGGCCGGAUGGGUCAUCAGAACUCAUUGUCCAUUCUUCUUCUCCCCGCGGGGCGCCCGCCUCCAUGUUUAUGCAGAUUUUAUUUCCUCCCUGAAUUUGGUGAAUACAUACUAAACCAAAGACUAAUUCUGAAUGCAUUUAUAGUGAUACUAUAUUUCUGUAUUUGCCCAUGGUAAUGGGCCCUCCCCAGGGAGUGGUGAAUGUAAUUGAAUCCUGCUUAUCACAAGCAGUGCAAUUUGGUCAUGAACUUUAUUUAUACCCUGUGUGAAUCUGAAGGACAGAGCAGAAAGACCUAGAAAAGGGCUUCUUAUUGGAACAAUAUUAUUGUUCCUGAUUUAAGAAAUAAGUUGAGUGCUAUAUAUUAGUUUCAAUGUUUCUGAAUUAUAUAAGCAGCUUUUUAGAAUUAAAAAAAAUGUUCACCUCUAUUACCUGACACAAUACACGCUUCCUUUUAUUUAUCUGAUAAGAAAGACCAAUACCAUCCCAAUUCACUCAACUUAUUACUCAAGCAACGGAACCAAAGGAAUCCAACUUUCAUUUUGUGUAGGACCAUACCUAUUUGUACUUCAUGGUAGCAUUAUUAGAAGUUAACGAUCCUUUUUUUUUUUUUUUUAAGGGAAAAUAAGGUAAAUUAAAAGACUUUUUGUGAGAUGCUCAUGCUGUUUUGUUCUACAUAAUUCAUUCAUUGUUGGGGGG
Herpailurus yagouaroundi (jaguarundi) is the source of this 6715-nucleotide messenger RNA. RefSeq names its product POU class 2 homeobox 1 (gene POU2F1). Bases 288 to 2558 code for a protein of 756 amino acids. NCBI's taxonomy places the organism in Eukaryota, Metazoa, Chordata, Mammalia, Carnivora, Felidae. The record is from RefSeq and is a predicted model, not a curated record. Gene Ontology annotation, biological process: regulation of transcription by RNA polymerase II. The transcript is spliced from 16 exons. Gene Ontology annotation, molecular function: DNA-binding transcription factor activity, RNA polymerase II-specific; RNA polymerase II cis-regulatory region sequence-specific DNA binding. Gene Ontology annotation, cellular component: nucleus.